Molecule: messenger RNA, 2301 nt
Organism: Penaeus chinensis
Lineage: Eukaryota; Metazoa; Arthropoda; Malacostraca; Decapoda; Penaeidae
Product: heat shock cognate 70 kDa protein
Exons: 2
Coding region: 160-2118 (652 amino acids)
Biological process (GO): cellular response to unfolded protein; protein refolding; vesicle-mediated transport
Cellular component (GO): nucleus; cytoplasm; cytosol
Molecular function (GO): ATP binding; heat shock protein binding; ATP-dependent protein folding chaperone
Source: RefSeq, a predicted model, not a curated record
AUGGCCAACGUUCCGAAGAAUGUUCUAGAAGGUUUACAAAGGGGUCGAUGUCGCCGCUCUAUGGAUUUUCCGAAGUCAUACCAGCCGGAGACCGAGAGAAGAGCAGACGUGUUACAAUUAGCUCAUUGGACUAUUUAAAAAUAUCUAAAAUAAGAUAAAAUGGCAAAGGCACCAGCUGUCGGUAUUGAUCUGGGAACCACCUACUCCUGCGUGGGUGUGUUCCAGCAUGGCAAGGUGGAGAUCAUCGCCAACGACCAGGGCAACCGCACCACGCCCUCCUACGUCGCCUUCACAGACACCGAGCGUCUGAUUGGUGACGCCGCCAAGAACCAGGUGGCGAUGAACCCCAACAACACUGUAUUCGACGCCAAGCGACUCAUCGGCCGCAAAUUCGAAGACCACACAGUCCAGAGCGACAUGAAGCAUUGGCCCUUCACCAUCAUCAACGAGAGCACAAAGCCAAAGAUCCAGGUAGAGUACAAGGGAGACAAGAAGACCUUUUACCCAGAAGAGAUCUCCUCGAUGGUGCUCAUCAAAAUGAAGGAGACCGCCGAGGCUUACCUGGGAUCAACAGUGAAGGACGCUGUAGUCACUGUCCCUGCUUACUUCAACGAUUCUCAGCGCCAGGCCACCAAGGACGCUGGAACCAUCUCGGGUCUUAAUGUGCUGCGUAUCAUUAACGAACCCACCGCUGCUGCCAUCGCUUACGGCCUCGACAAAAAGGUCGGCGGUGAGCGCAAUGUCUUGAUCUUCGAUCUUGGCGGUGGUACCUUCGAUGUGUCCAUCCUUACCAUCGAGGAUGGUAUCUUCGAGGUCAAGUCAACAGCUGGUGACACUCACUUGGGCGGUGAAGACUUCGACAACCGCAUGGUGAACCACUUCAUCCAGGAAUUCAAGCGCAAGUACAAGAAGGACCCAAGUGAGAACAAGCGCUCCCUGCGUCGCCUGCGUACCGCCUGUGAGCGUGCGAAGCGCACCCUGUCUUCCUCGACACAGGCCAGUGUGGAGAUCGACUCCCUCUUCGAAGGUAUCGAUUUCUACACCUCCAUCACUCGUGCUCGCUUCGAGGAGCUGUGCGCCGAUCUGUUCCGUGGCACCUUGGAGCCCGUAGAGAAGUCCCUCCGUGAUGCCAAGAUGGACAAGGCCCAGAUCCACGACAUCGUCCUUGUCGGAGGAUCCACCCGUAUCCCUAAGAUCCAGAAGCUCCUGCAGGACUUCUUCAACGGCAAGGAGCUGAACAAGUCCAUCAACCCCGAUGAGGCUGUGGCCUACGGUGCCGCUGUCCAGGCCGCCAUUCUGUGCGGUGACAAGUCCGAGGCUGUGCAGGACCUGUUGCUGUUGGAUGUGACCCCCUUGUCCCUGGGUAUCGAGACUGCCGGCGGUGUGAUGACUGCGCUCAUCAAGCGUAACACCACCAUCCCCACCAAGCAGACUCAGACCUUCACCACCUACUCUGACAACCAGCCAGGUGUGCUUAUUCAGGUGUACGAGGGAGAGCGUGCCAUGACCAAGGACAACAACCUCCUGGGUAAGUUCGAGCUGAGUGGCAUCCCACCUGCUCCCCGUGGCGUGCCUCAGAUCGAGGUCACCUUCGACAUCGACGCCAACGGUAUCCUGAACGUAUCCGCCGUGGACAAGUCUACUGGCAAGGAGAACAAGAUUACCAUCACCAACGACAAGGGUCGCCUCUCCAAGGAGGAGAUCGAGCGCAUGGUGCAGGACGCCGAGAAGUACAAGGCUGACGAUGAGAAGCAGAGGGACCGUAUUUCUGCCAAGAACUCCCUGGAGUCUUACUGCUUCAACAUGAAGUCAACAGUUGAGGACGAGAAGUUCAAGGAGAAGAUUUCUGAAGAGGACCGCAACAAGAUUUUGGAGACCUGCAACGAGACUAUCAAGUGGCUGGACAUGAACCAGCUUGGCGAGAAGGAAGAGUAUGAGCACAAGCAGAAGGAGAUCGAGCAGGUGUGCAACCCCAUCAUUACCAAGAUGUACGCUGCUGCUGGUGGUGCUCCUCCAGGUGGCAUGCCCGGCGGCUUCCCAGGUGGUGCCCCAGGUGCUGGCGGUGCUGCCCCUGGUGCUGGUGGUUCCUCCGGACCCACCAUCGAGGAAGUCGAUUAAACGAUUCCUCCACGUCUACUAGUCUCAUUGUGAAUUGUCCAUGCAAAUCGACCCAUCGUAGAUCAUUCCGCAUUUUAUUUAUGAUGUUGGUGGCAUGUGCCAUUGGCAGACUUCACAUUUGCAAGUUUUCAGUAAACCAUUCCAGAAAUCUGUAAAACGAAUAAAAAAAAACAGGAAACCGAA